This is a messenger RNA of Fusarium redolens, 681 nucleotides long. RefSeq lists its product as uncharacterized. The transcript has a single exon. The record is from RefSeq and is a predicted model, not a curated record. The annotation marks the transcript as partial. Lineage: Eukaryota; Fungi; Ascomycota; Sordariomycetes; Hypocreales; Nectriaceae.
AGCCCCUGGAGGUGGCAUCCCGUCUCGAAUAACAAGAGGCAAUAAUUUGAGAAGACUCGAUCGCUGUCCGUUACCCACUGCUUGCCUCAUUUGAGAUCUGGUAUUGCUGUCAAGCCUCACUUGAGCCUUGACAACUGGAAGGCCAGAGGUGCCUUGUCAUGAUGAGAUUUCAGCAAUCAGUGUUCCUGCCAUACUACCAUGCAACCCCUCUCAGCAUCAGCCAAUCUUCCCAAGAGUUUUUAGAUGGCCAUUCUUGCCUCGUUGCGCUCAUGCCGUCGGAGUGAAUAGCCAUUCAUUCGUUUCUGGGGAAGGAGUUGCUGUAUAGUGCCAAGGUACAAAAAUAUGCCAUCUCAUCCAGGACUGUAUGUUCUCUUCUUUUCUUCUUCAUGCUGCUGCGUUUCUCGCCCGCAGCUGGAUAUUGGCUAUCCUGUGUGUUGCUCGUGACCCUGGCGACCAACAGUCAAUUACCCGUACUGAUGUUCAAGGUAUCGGAGUGGAAGGGCACAAAUUUUGGAAUCUCAGUAUGCCUCUGGCGUGCAAACUCUUUCGUUGCAUUCAUCGGCUGGCCCGGUGGUGUGAAGAAGAAGCUGUCAAUAUCUGUGUAGAUUCAUUGGGGGAAGUCUUGUCAUUCGGCGUGGGAAUGCUCCCAUACUCCAAAGACGAAGCGAUGGAGAGUGCGGC